GUGUGGCAGGUUCCCAGGCAAGAGUGACGAGCAGAAGCAGCUGAAGGAUAAUUACUUCUCUAACAACAUUGAUCCCUUCAUGACGCGCCUUGAAAAGCGGCUGAGCGAGAAACAAUGGUUUGUCUCUGAUAAGAUCACCUGGGCUGACUUGGUCCUCUGCUUAUUUUAUGGAGCGAUACGGAGAGAGGAGGCCGAGAGAGCAGGGAAGUUCCCGGCCCUGCUGGCUCAUGUCAACAAGGUGAACGAACUUCCCCAGAUCAAGGAGUGGUUAUCAUCGCACCCUGUAACAUCCGCCACCACUCACUGAGCGCUUCCCACACCACUGUGUCUGCCCCUCUUCCCUCCAUCAUGGCUCCUCAGUUUGUAUUUAUCUAAUAGAUAACGAGGUCGUCACUAAAAAUAAUAGUUUGCUUAAGCACGACCUCGUAGCACUUCUUAGUGCCCAAACUGUUUAGUUAAUAAUUAGGUAAGCCAAUCCGACUGAAGAGGAUGUACAGAUCAAGACAGUCAACCUGCAAGACCUAUGUGAAUCAAGGCCCGUUACUCUGAAGUCAAUAAAAAGUAAUACUUUAUAUAAUAUCAAAUAUGAUGAGAUGUAGUUGCGAGUCAAUAAACAAUUUCAGAACAAAAA
Molecule: messenger RNA, 631 nt
Organism: Procambarus clarkii (red swamp crayfish)
Lineage: Eukaryota; Metazoa; Arthropoda; Malacostraca; Decapoda; Cambaridae
Source: RefSeq, a predicted model, not a curated record